AUGGCAUUUGCUGAUCUGGAUCCCAUCAGUAAUAAAAAUGCACUGGACGCCCUUGAAUAUCUGAAACGAAACGAAUCUUGUUUGUUUGAAAAAGACUUUCAAAGUAUAACAAGGGAUGCUGCAGACGAAAGUAUAUUUCGGUUAGCCGAAAACAGCAGAUUUUUAACAUUUUACAUGAGCAAUUAUAUAACAAGCCACCAGUACCUAAGAUUAAGCAGCUACAUUAAAGAACGUGGAGAGAAAUGCAUUAUUAACAAAAGUGCACACUUUGAUUACUUACUUGUGCAUCGCCUUAUGAUGGACGUACUGGUUCAUAAGAGUAUUGAGGGUACCCCAAUAAGCAAGCAAAUAUCUCAGUUUUUACACAUCCCAGAAAAUAUCAUCACAGAAAGUUUUCACAAGCGGGAGGAAUUUUUGAGGAAUCUGCAACAGAAAGGAGAGGAAAUACCUAACAAACAGGUCAAAUGGCUUUGGAAAUUCCAUAGGCAUGACAUUGUGAGAUCAUGCAUAGGACUUCAUCCUCAUUCGGAUAUAUAUAUUAUCAACCAAAAAGCAUAUAGAAAGCAUAGUGAAUACCAUGAAUACUCUCCGAGUGUCAGAUGUUUGUUAUACAGCUUACUCUUUGCCGAAAACAACAAACUCAAUCUUAAUGAUGGCGCAUACAAAAAGAUAAUGCUAAAAAUAAGAGACAAAUUCUUGCCUAAACAUUCAAUUUCUGAUGACGAAUUUAAUUUACUAGAUGUAAUCGUCAAAAGCCAGAGCGGUGAAGUAACUUUUGCCUCGGCUGAUAUCCGUCAUAAGGUCAUGUACGCAUUUGUAACAGAGUGUCUAAUGGAGGACGUUAAUUUGGAGUUUUUCCUGAAAGAAGCAUCGAAGAAGGUAAUAUUUGAAUACUGCAGGUCUUGGAAUUAUGAAAGGAAGGACGGAGAGAGAUGUUUGUAUGUGCCAAACAAACCUGUGGAAAUGUAUGAUCACUUCAUAGAAAGACUUGAUCUGGAUAUCAUCAAACAAUGUACAAUUUCCGAUUGGACUAUUCGCAACAUUGCCAUUGAAAAAAUGAAGGUUCCUUUAGAAAUAACGAACCGAGAUCAAAAAGCCAGAGAACGUUACGUUGAAUACGCCAAGAAAGGAACACAAAAUGUGCAUCACUCAAGAGCGAUGAUUGUGGGAUGUGCAGGAGCCGGAAAGACAACGCUACUGAAACGACUUCUGAAACGUAGUAAUAAUGAAAUAUUAAACGUAACGACGACAAAAGGCCUGGAAGUUCAUGAAGAAAUAUUUGAGAUUUCGGAUGAAUCUUUGAAAG
This is a messenger RNA of Saccostrea cuccullata (small rock oyster), 1306 nucleotides long. RefSeq lists its product as uncharacterized. Lineage: Eukaryota; Metazoa; Mollusca; Bivalvia; Ostreida; Ostreidae. The record is from RefSeq and is a predicted model, not a curated record. The transcript has 4 exons. The annotation marks the transcript as partial.